UACAGGGACACACUGUCCACAAUGUGCCGCCAUCUUGUGGUGGGCGAUAAAUGGAUGAAUGUAGUUAAGAUUUUUAUUUUUUUUUUAGAGGGACUUCUCAUAAAUACUCGAUGAAAUAGAAGUAAAAAAACAACAACUCGUGUGUUAAAUUACAAAAGUAUAUUUGGGCGAAGUUUGUUGUUCAACAAUGAACAGCUUCACUGAGUAAACCCCGCCUCCACCUGAACACUUGAACCGUACCUGGAGCUCCGAGAGCUCACCUUAGAAACGCGCAGUAACCAACUUCGUGUCCGCCAUGGCGGAGUCUCAGCUCCUUUGUAUGGAUGAUGAACACGUUAACGAGAAGAUACCGGAGUCCAGGCCGGAGUUUUACUACAGCGAGGAACAGCGGGCGGCAAUGGAGCAGUUGCUCCGAAACGGGGACGGUGCCUAUAAGAUGCGCCUAAAGGAGGACAACGUCCGGGACUUUCUCUCCGCCAGAGAGGUGAAAUUCAUCCGCAAAACCUUUCAGGAGUACGACACAGACAGCGACUCUGAGACCGGGGAACAUGAAAAGUCCAAGGAAUCCUCCAGCGCCGACUCCGGCGUCCACUCAACCUACUGGCCUCAGAUGUCCGACACUGAGGUCCCGUCCCUGGAUUUAGGCUGGCCCGGUAGCAACGGCCACUACAAAGGGGUAACCCGAGUGUCCGUGUACACCCACCCACCAAAGGAACCCGGACCCCACAUCAAGGGGGUUGUGAGGAGACUUAUCCAGGAGUCAACUAAGGUUAUAGCAAUAGUCAUGGACCUCCUAACGGACCUUCAGAUCCUGCAGGAUCUGCUGGAUGCCUCAUCAAGACGUGGCGUGGCCGUCUACGCCGUGCUCGAGGCGAGAGGAGUGCCCCACUUCCUGGACAUGUGCGCUCGACUGCAGAUCAACGCAAUGCAUCUGCGGGUGAGGAUUAACCUCAGCAAGGGUGCGGGACUGACGCUGUCCUUUGGCAAACUGCCCGGCUCUCUGAGCUCUAAAUACAUGUUGGUGGAUGGAGAGAAAGUCAUGUUUGGAUCUUACAGUUUCACCUGGACUUCGUCUCGGAUCGACAGGAGUACGAUUACAGUGAUGACGGGACAGACCGUUGACUUCUUCGACAUCGAUUUCAGAGAGCUGUAUGCCGUGUCGGAACAGGUCAAUCUCUACAAGGAGUUCAACAUCACUAAGCCUCCCAUCCCUCAGCCGGUUACGAAGCCGAACGUGGAAAAAGUCCUACCUCUGCCCGUCUCAAUGUCUCGGUUUCAAGUGUCGGUUGGGGAAUCCAGACAGAUUGACCUCAAGGUGCCAGCUCAUAAAUACCACAAUCCUAAAUACUCUCUGGUUUUCGGAAACAGUACAGGCCUCACGGGUUCACUACAAGACCUUUCAAGUUUCCCCCCAACAGAAUCUCUAGAUGGGCAAAGCCAGAUGAAAGGCCCGCAGAGCAGCUUAAUUAAUACCAGCAACAACGUCAGACCAAAGGUGGACCAGGUUGCUCUGAGUCCCAAUUUACACACAGAGGAGGAGGAGGAGGAGGAUCGUAAGGGACCCUCGCCGAAGAAGAACGUGUCACCUGGCAACAAAAAGCCCCGCAGUUCCUUCAGGCACUUUUUAAAGGGGAGAGGGGCCGGUCAUGGCACAGAGACUAUAGAGGAAACUGUCGGUCCUCAGACCCCCGCACCAAUCACCAAAGUGUCAAACACAGGUAGUGUUGCAAGCAGUGAGCUGGAGGACUCGUUUGAGAUCGUGGAGAAACCAGUGACCCUGAAGUCCAAAAUCAAAAAGCCUUCAAAGCUCAUCCAGAGAAGCAUGUCACUGCAGACCAUCAACACAGGAAAAGAAGACGGACACAAAGGCCGACGUCAUCAAAAGAAGAACUGCAUCCAGUCCUGAAACAAGAUUCUGUCAUUUUGUUUAGGAUUUUAGUACUCAAAUUUAUGCAAGCGUAUGGGAAUGACAGUGUCACCUUUCCUUUACAAGAAAAAAACGUCGCUGGGUGUCUGUUGGUGUUUAUUUGACCGUGUGACAACAAGCGGAAGAGGAUCCAACGAUCCCGCAGCUGAAAGUGCUACAUACGUUUUCAAAGACUUUGUCCUUUUCAGUGUUCAACAUUGUUUCGCAGUCUAAGUGUUCUUCCUUUGUUUUGAAGCCACAGCGAGCCGACAUUAACCUGGACAGCCUCGGUGGGAGGAUGACGUCACGUCUUUGUUGCCAGGGCAACAGGAAAUGUGAUCAGGUUUUGCCGUUGUCCCUGAAUUUCACCUUCCAAUGUCUAGGGGGAAACAAAGGCAGAAGACUAAAGUGUCGGUAGACUGACUCUGUGGAGCUGUGACUGUUGUGUUGUGUGCGAAUGUAAACGUAUGACAUGAAAUGUGAUUCUUGAGCAAUAUAAAUUCACUUGAGACAAGAUUUUCAUGGUGAAAAGUAAAUAACCUUUUUAAAAAAAAUAAACUUU
This is a messenger RNA of Cynoglossus semilaevis (tongue sole), 2468 nucleotides long. RefSeq names its product family with sequence similarity 83 member Fa (gene sack1fa). Gene Ontology annotation, molecular function: protein kinase binding. Gene Ontology annotation, biological process: signal transduction. The transcript is spliced from 6 exons. NCBI's taxonomy places the organism in Eukaryota, Metazoa, Chordata, Actinopteri, Pleuronectiformes, Cynoglossidae. Bases 296 to 1906 code for a protein of 536 amino acids. The record is from RefSeq and is a predicted model, not a curated record.